ACUCACCAAUGCAAAAUAUAGUAAUAAAAACAUACAGUCACUACUUUUGCAAGUAAAGUAUCUAUAUUCAUGAGCCAUUUCAACCACAAUGAUGUCACCGCAAUAUUGCUAGGCAGCUAUGUGGCACCCAUGUUUUCAUGUCCCAUUUUAAUCAUUUCACAUAGCAUCACAACUGCAUGUCUCUUGACAGUGUAUGCAAGCAUUUAAUAUAAGUAAAAAACAUCUAAAUAAAUGUAGAAACACAAAUCUGAUAAAAUUUCAUGCUCAUUUAUUCCGAUGUUUUCAACUCAUCUCUUUGUAGUUGUAGCCUUGUGGCUGUGUUGUCUCACUAUCAUUGAUCUCUCAAAGGCUUAUGACUAUAUGCAACAGAUAGUUGCUAUUACCUCCAUUCCAAAAUAUAAGCCUUUUUAGAAAGUUAAAAGGCUAAUAUUUCGGAAAGGAGGUAGUACUUAUUUGAACUUUUUGCCGACUUUGUUGGAUCACGUUUUGGUCGACUUUAGCAUUUUUCUGUGCUUUCAUAGAUUUCAUGUAUUAUAAGUGUACAAGGUGUCCGCAAUUGGAAUCACCAGUGAGCAGAGAACAACUUGACAGGUUCCUCGGUUUGUGAUGCUCCGUCUCUAGGCCUCCUCAAGAGCGGCGUGGAUCCACAGAAUCAGGUGGUGCAGCCUCUGCAGAUCCUUCCUGCAGUUUCUUGUCUGCGGGAACUUCUCAGCCAUUAUGCUGGUAAACAGGCUCGUAGAAAGACAGAACUCAUGACAGUCUGGGGAGUUCAGGCUACCUACAUGUUCUGCUACAAAGAUCAGUAUCCGAAUUCAUAAGUGAAAAUCCAUGCAAGAAGUUCAGUCUAAUAAGAUGAAACAGCAGAAGAAGGUACAUUCUGAGUGAACACAACUACUGCCAGAGUGGAAAAAAAGGGAAGAGGAAUGUGACCUGACUAUUGAUCCCAGCAGAAGAGAUGUGAAUGUCAAGUCUCCACCUUUUUUACCUCUAAAUGAAAAGGAAAGAAUCUACUUUUCUUCUGUCAAACAACGUCGCCUUCGUUGGCUUGGUCAAUGAAGACUAGGAAAGCACCUACUUUUUGACAUUUAUAGCACAAUGGCCUUCUGAAGCUAUUGGCUGACCAUUUCAAAUCAUGGACUCAGGCACUCAGCAACUGCCUAAGUCCUUUAAGCUCAGUGCACCAUCUAUCUAUUGAUGUGCUGAGAGGGUUUCCUGUUCGUUCAUGCCUUACAAUGGAGGCACUCAUUUCUGCGGUUCUUAGUGAUAUUGUCGGGAGAGCUAUAUCCUUCAUGAUCGAGAAGUGCUGUGAGCAGACAACCACUGAUGAGGAUUUGCAGAGGCUGCGCGAGCUGCUUCUGAGGAUACAUGUCGUCGUCGAGGAGGCUGAGGCGAGGCAUGUCACAAACCAAGGGAUGAUCUGUCAGGUUAGAACAAUGAGAGAGCAAAUGUUGCGAGGGUACUUCCUUCUUGAUGCCUUCAGAUGCAGAGAGAAGAAGAGCGAGGGAAAGGAGGUGAGUCGCUUCUUGUUUGCUCAAUCCAAAUUCAAUCCUGCUAAGCGCUUUCGCCUCCUAUCCAGCAAAACUCAAACUGAGAGCAUGGUAAUUGCUAGAUACAUCAGUAUGGAUUUGAAACAGGUUACUCUUGUCCUAGAAAGCAUGGUUUCUGAUAUGAAAGAGUUUGCAAUAUUUUUGAUGAGCUACCCUCGGAUAUGCCGCCAACCUUAUGGUGCAUAUUUAUAUUUGGAUAAGUAUAUGUUUGGACGACAAAUGGAAAGGGAACAAGCCAUCAGUUUCUUGCUACAAGCUGAACCUACUGGAAAAUUAGGUGUUCUCGCAAUUGUUGGUCCUGGAUUUAUUGGGAAGAGCACUUUUGUGGAGCAUGUUUGUGAGGAUGAGCGUGUGCGCGACUACUUCUCCUUGAUCUUGUUCUACAGCAAAAAUGAUCUUAAGGAUGAAACAGUUAGAACUUUUAGAGAUAAUUGUGUUAUCAGGCAUCAAAAUAUCACCUCGGAUGUAGAAAGGUCGUUGGUUGUCAUUGAGCUCUUAGGGGAUGUGGAUAAAGGGACAUGGAGGAGGGUUUUGCACACUUGUGAAAGAUGCAUGACUCAUGGGAGCAAAAUCAUUAUCACUAGCCGAUCAGAGAACAUGGCCAGUUUUGGAACAACGGAAGCCAUCCAGCUAAAUUGUUUGUCUCGAGAAGCUUACUGGUAUUUCUUCAAGAUGCUUGUGUUUGGUAGCAUGGAUCUGGAGGAGCAUCCAAAGUUAAUAUCCAUAGCUAUGGAGCUAGCCCUGGAGAUGCGCGGAUCUUUCAUAUCCGCAUAUCAUGUUGCUGCCAUACUGAGAGAAAAUUUCAGUGCCAGGUUCUGGUGCGAAUUUCUAAGUCAUGUCAGAGAGCACACACAAAACAACAUCUCGUUGUUAGGUGAAUAUCCUGUUGAGGAAGACCGGCCUCGAUAUGCUUGGAGCAUGGCCAAAACACGGCGAUUCUCUGAGGAUAUUAAGUUCGUUCUGCGACGUGUUGACAACCCAAAAGGGCCUGCUGCUCAUGGCGAGGUUCCAAGGAUACCAGUGUUGGAUCUUCUAUCUGGGAGCUGGAGCAGUAUGCCACGCAAAUUUGAGAUCUUGUGCUGGAGGUCCGUCAUACCACCUUACUAUAGCUACGUAUAUGCUUGUGAGUUUCUGCGGCAUGAGAAUACCGCACCAUAGUUCUCAUCUUGUCUAUUCGAUUAAGUAAAUCUUACCAGAUUGCCCUGUACCCCCUCUCCUCCAAAUUAUUGAAGUUCUAGCUUUGUCCUAAGUCAACCUUCUUUAAAUUUGACCAAGUCUAUAAAAAAUAUAUCAAAAUUUUCCAGCACCUAAUUAGAUUCAUUAUAAAAUAUAUUUUCUUACUAUAUAUAUUUGAUGUUGUAAAUGUUAGCACACAAAUCUUUAGGUUUGGUCAAAUAUAGAGAAGUUUGACUUAGGACAAAGCUGGAGCUUCAAAUAAUUUGGAAGAGAGGGAGUAUUAGACUUUCUUGCUUGCUUGUCUAAAUAUUGGUGCUUGAUCUGAGCUCUUGUGGUUCUUGGCUGAUCGAUCUUAUAUUGAGAGUAUAUUGUACUUGGUACCUAGUAGGCGGUAGCUCAUCAUGUGGGGAUCCCUAGUUACUGGUCGCUUCCUUGUGUUUGUAAUUACUUGUAUACUCUUCACAUCAAUAAAUAAAGGCACAAAGCCUAGUACAAAA
Lolium perenne is the source of this 3220-nucleotide messenger RNA. Its product is annotated as disease resistance protein RGA2. The record is from RefSeq and is a predicted model, not a curated record. Lineage: Eukaryota; Viridiplantae; Streptophyta; Magnoliopsida; Poales; Poaceae. Gene Ontology annotation, molecular function: ADP binding.